CCGGCCUUAGUAAUUAAGUAUAAGGUACUAUAUAAGUUACGACGUAACGAGGUUAUUACCGAUCUAAAGUUAAAAAUUAAACCCGAACGUAAUAUAAUAAAUAAAAAUAGUAAGGGGUUUAGGUUUACGUUAAGAUCGCUUAUUAUUAUUAUCGCAACCUAG
Colletotrichum lupini is the source of this 162-nucleotide messenger RNA. RefSeq lists its product as uncharacterized. The annotation marks the transcript as partial. NCBI's taxonomy places the organism in Eukaryota, Fungi, Ascomycota, Sordariomycetes, Glomerellales, Glomerellaceae. The transcript has a single exon. The record is from RefSeq and is a predicted model, not a curated record.